CCAAUGUAAUCCUUAAUGUGUGAGGUCGUACUUUUACAUUCGUAUAUUCAACUUAAACAAUGUAUUUGUAGCAAUGGACAAUGAAGUCGAAGAAGUGGAAGCACCUAUAAAGGGAAAACGUAGGAAUUGGAGGAAUAAGAAGGAAGAUGCACUAAUCAAGUGCAUUGUGAAUGAGUUGGUGGGGGACAAGUGGAGAGCCGAUAAUGGCUUCAAAUGUGGUUUCUUCAACCACGUGGAGAAAGAGUUGGAGAAGUUCCUACCGAGGACCGAUCUUAAGGCUAACCCCCACAUUGACUCGAAGGUGAAGUAUUGGAAAGUAACGUGGGCAAAAAUUGUUGACGUUACUAGCCUUAGCGGCUUCGGGUGGGAUGAUGUGAACAAACGCAUCGUAGUGGAGAAAGACAUAUGGGACAACUAUGAAAAGGCCUAUCCUCAAAAGGCAAAGAACAUCUAUGGGAAGACCUUUUCGUACUUUGAUGAUUGGCAAUUCAUAUUUGGAAAGGAUAGAGCUACGGGGGUGGGAGCGGAGACUCCGGCUACAAUGGGGCACGCAAAUAAUGUGAACCAAACUCUCCCAACUUUCAAUGGUUGUUAUAUUCCUCAAUUUAGUGAAGAGUAUGGUUUAUUCCAAAAUGAUACGACAUUGUCUCCCGCAACUCCGACAACUCCCACAACUCCCACCACUCCCAUACCUCCAACAUUCACACCUCAUAGCUCACUCCCCACGUCCACUCCUCAAACCUCAAUGCCGCAACCCAAUGCCGGAGGAACAAAGAGGAAGAGGACAAGAAUGGGCGAUGAGGAGUUGUCAAUGCUUGCAAGCAUGCAGAAUUGGAUGACCUUGAGCACGGGCUAUAUGGAGAAGAUGGUCAAUUCCUUCGGCUAUGACAAAGAGCUAUCCGCACGACGCACUCAAGUGCCAGACGAGCUGUCAAAGCUCGAUAUUACCUUGAUGGAGAAGUUCAAGUUAAGUGCGGUGAUUUGCCAAGAGGAGCAAAGGGUAGAUAACUUUUACGACAUCAAGCCCGAGGAGAGACAAGCAUAUGUGGAGGCCAUCCUUAGUGGCAUCAUUUAUGGUCCUAUUUCGUAGUGUGCACGUGUGCCUUUUUGAAGUGGUUUAAGUACCAUUAUAAGCAGGAUUGGUACUUAACCCACUUUUUUGAAGUGGCUGACAAACUCGUCGUAUAGUAUAGGCCAUUCGUUUAAUAUGUAAUGAAAUUUGAAGUCAUGCUAAACUUGUAGGAGGUAAACUAUGAAGAAUGGUGAAUGAUCAUAGGU
Molecule: messenger RNA, 1278 nt
Organism: Rhododendron vialii
Lineage: Eukaryota; Viridiplantae; Streptophyta; Magnoliopsida; Ericales; Ericaceae
Exons: 2
Coding region: 74-1090 (338 amino acids)
Source: RefSeq, a predicted model, not a curated record